This is a messenger RNA of Thermothielavioides terrestris NRRL 8126, 711 nucleotides long. RefSeq lists its product as uncharacterized. The coding region runs from base 1 to 711 and encodes 236 amino acids. NCBI's taxonomy places the organism in Eukaryota, Fungi, Ascomycota, Sordariomycetes, Sordariales, Chaetomiaceae. The transcript is spliced from 3 exons. The record is from RefSeq and is a predicted model, not a curated record.
AUGUCUUCACAUCCUGAGUGCCGAUCAGACAUUACCCUCCCCACUUUUGAGGCCCUCCAGGACGCUCACCAACCCGUCAGGCCCUCCGCCGCCGCCCUGCGCCUGCACUGGACCCUCACCAGCCCCCCGGAAACAGCAAUCCUUAUCAUGCCCGAUAUCACAUACGACCCCGACGCGCCACUAUGGCCCUACUUCUCCCCGGACGGCACCCCCUCGACCCCGUCCCUCGCCCACGCCCCGCUCACCGACCCCGCCGUCUCCUCCAUCACGCUCGACUUCCACCGCGCGCACGGCGAGCCGGGCCCACCGCCGGCGGCGGCGGAGAACGAGAACAGCGCCGCGGAAGAAGAAGGCUCGGCUGACGUGCGGGGGACGGGUGGUGGUGGUGGUGGUGAUGGUGGUGGUUCCGGGGAGAGCGGGGAAGGGUUCGUGACGGUGCAUGACUACGUCACGGCUGUGCAUCCGUGGCUGAUGGGGCUGCGCGCGGACCUCCUGGCGGCGGGCGGGGAUUUGCUGGACCACGUCCCUUUGGCGGAGGACACGAGGUUGAUGGUCGUCGGGUCGAGGCCGCAGAGCCUGCAUGUUCUUCCGGAGAGCGAGUGGAGGCGGUGGAGGGGGAAGAGGCCGGUGGCCAGCUCAGUCGCGGCCAGAGAGCAAGGCACGUGGAGACGGCGGAUGCUGGGUAGUGACAAGGAUGGAGGGUUGCGUUAG